UAAUAUGAAGACUAUCUACUCUUUACAUGAUAACUCCUCCGGAAGGCGCUGAGAGAGGUGGCAAGGGAUUCCGAAGCGGCCGCGGAAGCUACAGACGUCGCCUUCAACACCCGCUUGAAAGAACUGGAAGAAGCCAAGUCAAAACUCGUCACCAAAGAUGGAAUGCUACGAAAGGAAAUAGCGGAAGAGGAGAACAGCAUCGCCUCAAUUCGUCAAAGUUUGCAGGACAAGGAAUCGCCUCUGCAAGUGGCCCAAAGCCGCCACUGGACUCGCUCCUUUCGACCCGGGGCGGACCGCUGUCUAGAUCAGCCCCAUUAUAGGCUCAAGGACGAACUUGACGAGCUGCCCCAGAGCAUCGAAUCCCUCCGUCAGCGUCUGAGGGCUAGCGAGGACACGCUGGAGGAGCUGCACCGCCUUCACGAAGACUUUUCCAAGGAUAUCCUCAACAGGGAACACACUAUCAGUUUAGAGCGCCGGUGCGUCGCCGUCAGGAGUCUCAGACAGACCCAGGAGAAGCUUCAAGGACUGUAAGGAAGAUGGGGAAGAUGAGAAGGGGAAAGGAAAAGGGGGAGAUGAGAAGGAAAUGAAGAAGGAAACAAAGGGGAAAAGGAGGAGGAAGGAGUAUAUUAGAAAAGAUGUC
Penaeus monodon (black tiger shrimp) is the source of this 640-nucleotide messenger RNA. RefSeq names its product tektin-4-like. Bases 163 to 531 code for a protein of 122 amino acids. NCBI's taxonomy places the organism in Eukaryota, Metazoa, Arthropoda, Malacostraca, Decapoda, Penaeidae. The transcript is spliced from 3 exons. The record is from RefSeq and is a predicted model, not a curated record. Gene Ontology annotation, cellular component: microtubule cytoskeleton; nucleus. Gene Ontology annotation, biological process: cilium movement involved in cell motility; cilium assembly.